AGUGUGCCGUGGCGAAGGCCAGAGGGCAGGGCCGGCCCCUGCCAGGGCCUGGGUUCCUCCCGCCUCCCGCUCCCCUGGGCUGCAGCCACGUCACUGUGUCCCUGUCUCUACCUGUCCCUCCCAGGGAUGCAGGGUCCGUGGACCAGGAGGCUUCCUCCCACACCUCUGCGAAGGCGCUGUCUCCCAACACUGCUGUGAGCCGGAACCACCAUCCCGGGACAUGCGCUCCUGUCUUCAGCUGCUCAGCCACCCACCGCCCAGCCUGCACAGCACAGCACCUCCAGAGCGCGCUCCCCACCUGGCGCCACGCCCAGUCAGCCAGAGUGCCCAGGACGGGGAUGGAGGCACAGCUGGCGGGGGCACCAUGUGGUGCUGCAGCGCACUUGCUCAGUGGCCCGGACUAUCCGGUAGCUGCCGGGCAAUGGCCUCCUCCGGGUGACAAGAAGUCAGGGUUCUCACGCCCACGCCUCCCGGGAGAGGCCCGGCUGCCAUGACUCACCCACUUCACAGGCCCAGAAGGGGCUGGAAGCAGAGUGGGGAGGGGACCAGCACCCCACAGGGCCAGGGCCCGGCUCGGGCUCGGUGAGUGCGUGCGGGUCCGGCUGACCGAGAGGCCACACUGGGCCCUGGGCCCUGCCCCGCCGUCGCCACCUCUCCACUUCCUGCCAGCCCCACAGCUGCCCGCCAGGCAGGGCACAAGGGCCCAUUAUGACGUCACGGUGAGAACCAGCAAAGGGCUCACUGUCAUGCAGACGGCUGCGUCCCCAGCAAGCACCCAUGCGGCCUACCCUGUGCCUGCCUAGCAGAAGGGGCAGCUGCACUUGGGGCGCAGCACACAGCACGCUGCCAGCACCACCAGCACCAGGGCACAGCGUCCUGGUGGAGCAGUGGUGUCCAGGGCCUGGCUUCCAGGGCUCCCGGUGCUAAAACAGCCAUCAGGGACGGAAGCCAGAUCCGUGGGGGUGACAGGCUCAGGGCUCCGUCCUCGCGCUGGGACUCCAGGCCCUGGCUAGGAGGAUGCAGGAGCCACAACUGGGCAGGGAGCCCCCGCCUGCACACAGUCUGCCCGUGGCACACACCUGCUGUGUAGAUGCCACCAGACCAGGUUCUGCCCAGCGAGGCCCAGACCCGAGGCACAUGCCACAAGCCUCCCUCUGUGCACAUCUCGAUGCAAACUCCCUCACAACCUCGCACGGGACUCCCACCAGCCCACGGCGAAGACAGGGAUGGAGGCCAAGCCAGACCUCAGCUCCAAACCCGACCCAGGGUCUCACCUGGGCACCCAGGCCGGUGCUCCUCCUGGUCCCAGAGCCACACCUGCAGGCUGAACGCCACUCAAGCAACGAGGACGUGCCAGCCACACCACAGGCCUGACCACAUGUCCCACGAACACACCACUGCAGGUCAGGUGGUGUGCAUCGAAGAAACCCCGGCCCCUGCCAGCACUGACGGCGCCUGCCCGGGCACCCCAGGAGUCCAGCAACUUUGUCUGACAAGAUGGCCCAGCCAUUGUCCCGCCCGCCUGGGGUGGCCCCUCGGGCACCCUGCCCAGGGACCUCCACGUCCUCCGCUGGCCGACCCAUGUCCACCACGCCUGGGACAGGAUGGGGCUCCGAGCAGGGGAUCGCAACAGCCCCCGCGGAGUGAGCCUGCCCACAUCCCGCAACCCAUGAUCCCCAGCCGGGGCUGCCUCCCCCUGCCCACCACGCAGCCUGGGAACUUCACUUACCCAGCACACGCGCGGCCUUCGGUGGCCUCGGCCAGACAACUUGAAGGAACUCUGCACACAAAGGGAGGAGGGCACUCAGGGCAGCCGGCACCCGGGGCCCAGCCCGAUGGCCUGGGGGACGGCCCCCACGCCCCACGCCUGGCCCAUCCUGCCUGGGCCAGCGCAGCGCUGAACAGCACACACGGAGGCCGCUCCCUUCCCGCGAGACUUGGGCUCCAGCUCGGGAGGCACGGCAGGAGCGGCGGCCAGGCCAGUCCCCCCAGCUUCCGGCCCGGCGGCCCCCGAAAGCAGGCCGAGGCCCGGAAGGGACAACGUGCAGGGCUGCUGGAGCCCACCGCGGGCCUCACCACCCAGACGCGGCCUCAGCGGUGCUGCUCCUGCACUCCGGGCCUGUAA
Messenger RNA from Heterocephalus glaber (naked mole-rat), 2125 nucleotides. Lineage: Eukaryota; Metazoa; Chordata; Mammalia; Rodentia; Bathyergidae. The record is from RefSeq and is a predicted model, not a curated record.